Molecule: messenger RNA, 5189 nt
Organism: Linum trigynum
Lineage: Eukaryota; Viridiplantae; Streptophyta; Magnoliopsida; Malpighiales; Linaceae
Source: the annotation of a GenBank genome assembly
CAGUUGAGUUCGAGCAGAAGUCCAUAUCUUAAUAAUGAGUUAAGUAGGUUUUAAUAAAUGAGUCAGCUCGAAUUCAACUAGAUUCAAAUAAUUUAAUAAUUCGCCUCGUUUAUUAACGAGUCAAACUGAUCAAGGAAAAAUUAAACUCAUCAAUAACCCUAAUAGUGAUACUUAUGUAACGGUUUUAUUAUUAUGUUCCAAACAUUCGUUGCCAUUAUGUUUAUUGUGAAUGAUUGUUUGGUUGCUGAGAAGAAAUGGAGUGUGUCUCAAUUUCGCUAUCUUCCUCUCGAGUUUUGCAAAGUUCUAGCUGUUUGGCUUAGUUAAGGUUUUGGUUGUUCUGAUAUUUAUUUUUUUUAUUUUUAAUUUGCGUUCUCCAGUCAUUCGUAUGUAUUUUCUGAAACUGUGUUUGUUGUUUGAUUUUGCAAAAAUGAGAAUGCAACUUUGAUUGUAUGUCUUGUUACCAGAAUUGGAUCGAACUUACAGUCGUCGACAAAUAGAAUCACCAAACCAGUUAAAAUAAUGGUCGAUCCAUUAUCUUAGAUUCUCGGGGAUGGACCAAACAAAUUUUAACGACAAGGUGUUAAACCAUACAUCAGUUUGACUAGUCCUUUAGUUAAUUGUUUUAACAAAAAACAAAGUUUAAGGAAAAAAAUUAUACUCUUUUUUAUUUCCCAACCUCCUACCAGGUUUGUAUGGUGCACUACCGACCUACGGUCGCUCUAAUUGCUAAUUUAGUUUCUAUAUCGGGGAAAAAUAUAAACUUCCUAGGGAAUGAAAAAAUGAUUUAUUUUCAUUUAAUAUUUUGGCUUAAAUUCUUUGAUUCCUAACUUUUUUAUGAUCUAUUUGUGAUACAGUUCGAAUUAUUUGUUAGAACUUUCGGACGAGAAUCAUGUAGAUGAUAAUGAUUUCAGGGAUUUCCUACGGUAAUUUAAAGUUAGGUAACUUGAAUUUUUUUUACCUGUUAUAGCAGUUUUUAUAGGUCGCAUUACGUAAAAUACAAUAAGCAUUACAUGGUUACAUAACAUACAAUAAAAUACAAUAAGGGCGGGAAAUACAAUCGCAGCUUUCAUGAACGGCGUUUACCUCUCCUAUGAGGAAAACGGAAAGAACUUACUUCUCAUGGUAACCCUUUUUUGGCCUUUUCCUUACCGUAUACCCAUUCCAAAUCCGAUAAGGAGCCUAGUUUUUUUUUAUAUAUAUAUAAUACUAUUUCUCUCUAUAAUUAUAUGAGCGUCCAAAGUCUUUUUUUCCAUAUGCUAUCAAAGCUUACAAAUCACAAUGUCGUGGGCUAAUCUCCCCACUGAGAUUCUCAACUUGGUUCGGCAAAAGCUAUUACGGGAGGAUUACUUCAAUUUCAGAGCUACCUGUCGUGGCUGGAACUUCGCAGCUGAUUUCGAUCCUUCGGUCUACGAGAAUAUCAAGUAUCCGUUCUUGGUACGUUUUUGUGACAAUGGUGUCGACAGGUCGUACUCCUGCUGCAAGGCUUACUCGGCUGCUUACGACAAAACGUACCAUGUUCGUGCACCGUCCCGGCUCGUGGACGCGCACGUUUUCUGCUCGAAUUACGGCUGGCUGUUGUUGGCCAUAGGUCGACGAGCGUUCUUCUACCAUCCCUCCACCGAACACAUCAUUACAUUGCCGGUUGCAGGUUCCGAUAGAGAGGUCCCGUUUCAGUCCAUGAGCUUCUCGACCACGCCUGUGUCUCCGGAUUGCGUGGUUUUCGGUGUGAGGGAUUCGAAAACCAAGGAGAAUUCGUGUUUCUCCGUCGUCCGGCGAGGACAGCGUUCAUGGAAGCACCAUUCUCAUGUUCCGAACCGGAUGAGAUUGUACAACUACUUCCCCGAAACGUUGAGUUCGGACAACAUCAGGAGGAUCAGAGUUAAACCCAAUGCCUGCAUAGUGAACGUUCAGAGACGCUCCUGCGCGGGCAAUUUCUUGUGGUCCGAUUCUUCUUGCUCCCCUGUUUACUACAGAGAUGGCUUCUACUGUUUGGCUCGAGAUGGGAGGCUGGGAGUUUUCCGUCCCAAGGCGAAAAGGGAAAACAAAAUGUGGAGGCUAUUCGAUAAAACGAAAAGGGCCGAUUUGUUCAUGGAUGACACACGCAAUCAGGCUUAUCUUGUAGAGUACUGCAAGGGAGAAGAGUUGAUGUCGAUCGUAGUCGCUCCCAUGGGAGAAUACGUAAGAAUCUUCAAAUUCUGCGGGCAGAGGAAAGUGUGGCGGGUUGUUCAUUCCCUCGAAGAUCAGACGGUCUUGUUGAGCUUUGCCGGGUGUAUAGCCUUAACAUGUAACGACGACCUGAAAUCGAAAGGUUUAGCGAACACCGUCCACUUCCCGAGGCUUCAUCAGAAUGAUGAUCACCACCAUGUAGUUUACUCCGUAUCGACGGAGCAGUUCCGCUCAUUCAGAGGCGACUACACUUCCCAUGACUUGUACGAUACAAAGCUGUUGUUGGGGAGUGCUUGGGUGAUCCCUACUUUCUCUGUUUCUUACGGCCCACGGCCACUUUGGUCAUCCAAACUCCAUCAUCGAAGACAGUCGAUAGCUCGAAAAAGUCCCGUACAUCCACACUCUGUCAUCAGGAACUUGACUUUCUUGCAGCCGCACGAAGGUGUCGGUGGUGGUUCGAGGGAGAUGGCGAUGCAAGAAGCACGAGCAGGGCAGCCGUGUUUUGUUUUCACCGGCGGAGAAGGUAGUGAUCUGCUGGUCAACUUAGGCAAGGAGCCAAUCGUCGACCAUGGGAGAGAAGUGGAACUAGCUGCGAGAAUUGGGGACAGGUUGGUACUCUGCAGCGAUUACGGAAUGCUGGCCUUAUUGAACGGAAGUACGUGUUCUUUGUUAGAUCCGAUGUCCAUGAUUGAGACUACAUUGCCGACGUGGGAAGCCAACUUCCGGGUUUGCCACGCUGUGCUUCGUUUACCUCCCGGCGACGGUUCCAAAUUGCUUGUGAUGGCUUUUGGCUGCGUUACACGAAACGAUGAGGCAGGGGAAGUAGCGGAUGAGGAGGAGGAUGUUGCUAUGGUAUGGCAAGAAGGUGACGACGCAUGGGCAGUACACAAAAUCUCAGGCAAGCACGAAAUCAAGUCGACUUGUGGAGUUGUUGUGCAUCGAGGGAAUAUUUAUGUGUUAGAUCCGGCCCUCCAUCUCGCCAUGGCGGAAUUACUACCGGAUAGAUGCGAUAUUCGAGAAAUGACAACGGUUGGGUUCCCAUUCGAUCGAAGCCCGGGCGACAGUACGUUUAAGUGUACGUUGGUAGAGUCUUGUGGCGAAGUAUUACUCUUUGUCAGGUUCUAUCGGAACGGAUACUGUGUUGCUCGAGCGAAUGGGAUCGAGGGCAUUCUUGUAGACGUCAAAGUGUUCGAAAUGGAUUGGGAGAUGAUGAAAUGGAGAAUGGUGGAAGAUUUGGGUGAUCAAGCUUUCUUCUGGGGUAACAUGGGCUGUUAUCCGUGUUGUGCUAGCAAAUCUGGAGUUCAGAGGAAUUGUAUCUACUUCUUGGAAAACAAGGGCACGGAGUUGUACAUGUUUGACUACAGAGAUCGUACUAUUUCGACUUCUUUGCCCUGCCCUAAGGGUGAUGAAUACAAGGAGGUUGAAUUUUUCAUGUGGUACAAACAGCUAAGGUGAACAAAGCUAAUUGAUUGGUGAUCUUUGAGAUUCAUUGGGUUUUUUUAUUCUCUUUAUACGAAGAGCACUUACUCUUGUAAGUUGUAACCAUAAAGAAAUAAAGUUUUUUUUUUUUUUGUUGUUGUUGGUUCGAAAGAAAAAUGAAUUCAGUAGAAUGAAUUUUCUAUGUUAAAUUAUUUGUCAAAUGAAUUCUUACGUUUGAAAUAUCAUAUUCAAAUUUUUUAGAUAUAAAUUGAAUUGAAUUUUCAAAUUUUGUUUUGAAUAUAUUCAUAAUUAAAUUAAGUCAAAAGUUUCAACUAUACUGGGCGAAUUGUAUGUUUGGUCACUCGGUUUAUCAAUAUGUUUCAUGUUUGCCAAUAAAUAAAAUUAUUUCUUAUUCGUUACUAACUUUUAUACUUCAUGUAAUUUUUAGUCAACAGUCGUUCAAUUUCGUCAUAUAUGUCCUACACGAAAGUCAAUUGUGAUGUUUGACCAUUAGAAAGCUGAUGCAUCAAUCUUAAAAAAAAAAUAGCUCAGUUGCAUUAAUCAAGGAAUAAAGAUAGAAUGUUCAAACAACAUUCGUCGCCCAUGAGCGAAAAUCAAACCUCAUCACCAUAACAGGAAACAAAGAGCAAAAUUUUAUUGUUGUACUUUGUCGCUUAUGUAAUAUCAGUAUAUUUGUAAUUGUUAACAUAUUGGCUGAAGUUAUAUAUAAAAAUUAUUAUCCAUGGAUAAUCAUGGAUAUUCGAAAGCCGAUAGGGUAUAGAUAUGGUUUCUAUAUUCUACCUGAUUCUUAUAUGGUAUUGGUAAUAGGUUGAACUAUUUCGGGUAGGGUAAUGCACAUGCACUAUCCGACUCCGAUCCGACCCUUUGUCAUCCCUAGGUUUGGUUUGUGUGCGGGUGAUGAGUUGGUUCGUGUCUUUAAUUAGGUUGUUUUUAGCUAUGUUUUAUUGAUAUUGUUGAUGACCUAGAGUACUAACCUAUGUUUCUAGAACCGGACCGAAGGCUGAAUAGGAAAAGUUAGUGGUUCAAGGUUCAGUGGUUAACCGUUGAUAGAACAGUUCAUGAUAUGUAACAUAUAAGACUUGUAUAUUACACUAAUUUAAGAAUGAAGUUAUCAUUGACCAUAAAAAAUUUCAAAUUCAUAUCAUCACCAAAAUAUAUAAUAAAUCAUUCAAACCGUCUCACAAAAGAAAUCAUCAUUUUUUUAAUUCAAAUUUAAGAUUACGGUGCUAGUCGAUAGUGGACCACGUAAAGUCGAUAACAAGGUUGAAAAAUGAGAAGAGGAAGCAAAUAUAAAAUUAAUAAUUAUGGUUUGAUGGUCUUAGUUUAUGUUAAAAAAAAUUAUGUAAAGUAUUUUAAAAAAUAUAUUGUGGUUAAAGUAGUGUAGUAGUGGACCAGUUAAACCGUGGUUAUUCAUCUGGUUUUAUGUUGAACCGUGAAAAGUCAUUUGGUCCAUCAAUAACCGUUCAAACAAUGAACCAAAGCAGUACCGUAACUAGUCUGGCGGUUCUACUGAACAGCCAUUGAUCAGGUUAGUUCACUAUCUUUACCAUAAUUUUUAUUUAAAAUAUACAAUAACGUAAACU